GGAAGUCAUUAUACCGGCAACUUUGAAAAGGUCUGUACAGUCAAUGGUUUCCCUAGGGGGCUGUGAAAUAAGACCACCAGUGGUCUUAAAGUUGAAGUGUGCUUCAGGGCCAGUGCAUAUUAGUGGACAACACUUAGCAGCUGUGGAGGAAGAUGCAGAGUCAGAAGAUGAAGAGGAGGAGGAUGGAAAACUCUUAAGUAUAUCUGGAAAGCGGUCUGCCCCUGGAGGUGGUAGCAAAGUUCCACAGAAAAAAGUAAAACUUGCUGCUGAUGAAGAUGAUGAUGAUGAUGAUCAUGAUGAAGAUGAUCAUGAUUUUGAUGAUAAGGAAGCUGAAGAAAAAGCACCAGUGAAGAAAUCUAUACGAGAUAUUCCAGUUAAAAAUGCACAAAAGUCAAAUCACAAUGGACAAGACUCAAAACCAUCAUCAACACCAAGAUCAAAAGGACAAGAGUCCUUCAAAAAAUUAGGAAAAAACUCCGAAAACACCUAAAGGACCUAGUUCUGUAGAAGAUAUUAAAGCAAAAAUGCAAGCAAGUAUAGAAAAAG
Messenger RNA from Chlorocebus sabaeus (green monkey), 546 nucleotides. Lineage: Eukaryota; Metazoa; Chordata; Mammalia; Primates; Cercopithecidae. The record is from RefSeq and is a predicted model, not a curated record.